ACAGAAAUGGCACAACAAAAAGUUGAUUGAAACGUAUUGAAAAAAUAACCUUCGGAGGAAAGAUUUGUCACCGCCUUUCUAAAUCUAGCGACUUUCGUUAAAAAUGAAUCUUUCCGUAGAAGAGGAAAAACGAAUUUUUAAUCUUUUACAACAAAAAAAUUGUUGCUUAAGAUGUUGUUUGCGGUUCAUUGGAUAUCGUGCACCAAAUUGUUUCCAAGAUCCUGUUACAUUUGUAAAACGUUCAGAACUAUAUUCUGCGAUAGAAGAUAGUUUUACAGACGACGUGCCUUGUGUGGCUUGCUUGGGAAUUCUUCAGAAUAAAAUACAAGAGUUAGUUAUUGAAAAAAUUCAAGCCGAAGUAGAGAAAGAAAAUUAUGACAGCGAUACUUUUCUAUGCGCAUUGACAAUACCUGUAUGCAUAAAUCUCAGAGAACGUUUGUUGCACGUUCAAUCUGCCACCGAACUGAAGCUCUCGGAAGAUGCAUUACUUAAUUUUAAAGUAAAACUACAGAGUAUCAAAGAUGUUUGGAAAUGGGUGAUGAUUCCUAAAAUAGAAAAUGCAAUUAAAAAGCAGGCAGAUAUAACAACACCAUCCCCGUUUCUUAUCGACGUUAUCUUUACAUACAAGCAUAAUGAAAAAGAAUGCGAAACAUUAUUGCAUAACAAGAAAAGAAAAUGCAACGAUAAUAAAUUCAGUAGAAAAAGCAUAGAAACUUUAAUGAACAGUAUUACGGAUGAAGAUUUUGCUAAAUUUUUCAAAAGUUGCUCAUUAGAAACAACCAGCAGCGUUGACGUAGAAGAUAUACUAUGUUCAUGCUCGAGUAUUUUUGUAGGAGGUAGAUACAGUAAACUAUCAAGAGAACUUAGUCAAACACCAUGGUUCAUAGAUGGGAUAAAAAAGAUGGAGACAUCUGUUCAAGACAUAGUGUGUAAUCCUAUCAUCGAAGCAAUGAAACCUCAAUCUAUUAAAUUUUUAUCAUCAGGAAGAGAAGAUGUCGAUGUUAGAAAUAUAUAUGCAGGGAGGCCAUUUGCUGUUGAAUUAAUUAAUCCUCGAAUGACAAAAAUAACAGAAAAGUUACUAUCAAAUUUAGUCACCCAAGUAAAUCAGACUUCGCAACAAGUACAAAUCACGUCGAAUUUAAAAGUUUUAUCUAGGAUUGACUUAAAAAAGUUGAAGGAAGGUGAGAAAGUUAAAACAAAAUUUUAUCGAGCACUAUGCAUAUGCCGUAACGGAUCGAAAAAUACACUUUCCCUCGAAGAAUUAAAUAAUACAAAACGAAUAAAAAUAACUCAAAAAACACCGUUGAGGGUAUUACACAGAAGACCUUUGAGCCCUAGAAUCCGUUUAAUCUACGAAAUGAGAGCUCGCUGGGCAAAACCUCAAGAACUAAGAAAUCUAUUGGACGUUAAAGAUGAAGAUAUUAACAAGUUUUUUGUACUUGACAUUAAAACACAAGCAGGAACGUAUGUGAAAGAAUUUGUGCACGGAGAUUUUGGACGAACUAAACCAAGUUUAUGCGAUAUUCUUCACUCUGACCUUGAUAUAGUUGCAUUGGAUGUGACAGGUAUUAAUUUAAAUUGGCCAUAGGAAUUAUGCUAAUAUAUCCCCUGUAGCUUUUUACUACCUAUUAAAAAAAAAACAAUAAAAAAACUGCAAAAUUC
Messenger RNA from Osmia bicornis bicornis, 1662 nucleotides. It is a transcript of the gene Pus10, whose product is annotated as tRNA pseudouridine synthase Pus10. Gene Ontology annotation, molecular function: pseudouridine synthase activity; RNA binding. The transcript is spliced from 7 exons. The coding region runs from base 104 to 1588 and encodes 494 amino acids. Lineage: Eukaryota; Metazoa; Arthropoda; Insecta; Hymenoptera; Megachilidae. Gene Ontology annotation, biological process: tRNA pseudouridine synthesis. The record is from RefSeq and is a predicted model, not a curated record.